Paramecium pentaurelia is the source of this 1231-nucleotide messenger RNA. The record is from the annotation of a GenBank genome assembly. Lineage: Eukaryota; Ciliophora; Oligohymenophorea; Peniculida; Parameciidae.
AUGAUAAACAGUAAAAUCAAGAUAUUCAAUGAUGACUCACUUCUAUUCAGUAGUUAUCAAUACUAUACGGUUCCAUUUUUAUAUACAAUGGCUAUGAUAUUGAUUUCCUACUUUGAAAAUGCUUGGAUAGCUAUUUGGAUUGUUUAUACUCUAAUUCCUUUUUUGGACGAAUUUUUCUCUUUAGAUCUUCGUAAUCCAACCAAGGAUGAAUAGAUGUAAAUAACCCAAUAGAUUAUUAUUAGGAAACUAGAGUCAGAGAUGAAAUUUAAGCUUCCAUUAUAUGUGUGCGUCAUCUUUGAUUGGAUUAGUCUGGUUUGGAUGAUCAAUUUCCUUUUAAACAAUGAGAUCUAGUUAUUCAAUAAACUAGGUAUAAUCUUUUUGUGUGGUAAUUUGGCUGCCUCUAAUAUCAAUAUUGCUCAUGAAUUGUUUCAUAAGGAUAAUUUGCUUGACAAGUUAUUGGGAACUGUUACAUUAGCUAGAAACCUGUACACACACUUUGCAAUAGAACAUCUUCAUGGUCAUCAUAGACAUGUUGCUACUCCUAAAGAUCCAGCAUCCUCAUUGAAAGGAUAAAAAAUAUGGCACUUUUUACCAUAAACCAUAAUCGGUUCAUAUCUAUCAGCUUGGAAUUAUGAAGCUGAUCUUAUGUAAAAGAAAUAUGGAUCAGUUAUUAGAAUCUAAAAUAGAAUGAUAUGGUAAUAAUUAAUUAUAUCAUAGGUAUACAAUUUCUUAUUUUAUUAUUCCAUGUAUUUUUUAUUAUUACUUUGGUUUCUUGGGAUGUGCCUAUUUCUUAGGUACUGUUAUUAAUAGUGUUGUGUAUUUAGAGACCAUUAAUUAUAUCGAACAUUAUGGUUUAAGCAGAAAAGAAAUAGAACCUGGAAAAUAUGAGAAAGUAGAUAUUAGACACAGUUGGAAUGCUCCUCAUAGAUUAUCCAAUUAUCUUCUCUUUAAAUUGUAAAGACAUUCAGAUCAUCAUGAAAAUCCAUACAAAUCAUAUUAAACACUUUGUUCUUAUGAUGAAAGUCCUUAAUUGCCUCAUGGAUAUACUGUUUGUAUAUUAUUGGCAUGGGUUCCAAAAUUAUGGUUUGAAAUUAUGGAUUUGUAAUUAAAGAACUGGGAAUAACAUAAAAAGAAUGUCACCUCUGAAUAAGUACAUUAAAAAAUGCUUAAUUUCAUUUUCAAGAUCGGAAUUGUCACCACAACAUUGGCAACUGCUUCAAUUGCAUUAUGA